AUGAUGAAAAUCUUAACGACAUCACUUAUCAUCAUCGGGAAGAAGAUAAUAAUCAAAUUCAGUACAAUUGAGACAGGAGGGGAAGAGGAAGAGGAAGAGGAAGAGGAAGAGGAAGAGGAAGAGGAAGAGGAAGAGGAAGAGGAAGAGGAAGAGGAAGAGGAAGAGGAAGAGGAAGAGGAAGAGUAUGAAAAUGAAGAUGGGGGGCGAAAGUGA
Botrytis byssoidea is the source of this 213-nucleotide messenger RNA. RefSeq lists its product as uncharacterized. The coding region runs from base 1 to 213 and encodes 70 amino acids. Lineage: Eukaryota; Fungi; Ascomycota; Leotiomycetes; Helotiales; Sclerotiniaceae. The transcript is spliced from 2 exons. The record is from RefSeq and is a predicted model, not a curated record.